Molecule: messenger RNA, 2667 nt
Organism: Aspergillus puulaauensis
Lineage: Eukaryota; Fungi; Ascomycota; Eurotiomycetes; Eurotiales; Aspergillaceae
Exons: 1
Coding region: 1-2667 (888 amino acids)
Source: RefSeq, a predicted model, not a curated record
AUGUCCCUCAUGCACGACUCGUUACCGCCCGGUGCGGAGAACCCGGAGAUCGAGGAGACUGUGGAGGAUGUCGGGGAAGACGGCCACAGCCUGUGGGAUAUGGUAGAUACUGCCCUGGAGCAAUCAUCGUUUGCUUCAACGCAACGUCCUUUAUCUACUUUCGAGCGAGUCAUCACAACGCAUACACCGAUCCUUGAAUCACUGCUACUCCAAACACCGACCGCGACCAUCCUCAGACUCUCCCAUGCCUCCCGGUACCUUCGAUCCUUUCUCCGCUCAUAUCCAACAGCAUGGAAAUACCUAUCGUUUCGCUUGCUCUAUCCAUCUGGUACGCCGUCGCCGCUACGGAUUAUGAUACCGGGCUCGUCGGAUCCCCGAAUACCGCGACAGUCUCGACCGUAUGCUCUUGACCAGCUGUUGAUGAACGUGGUGGUGCCGUUUAGUCCGUGUUUGAAGAGCCUGGAGCUGGAUAACACGGCAGUCUCUGGACAGAUUCUCAUCUCUACUGUUUUACACUCGCGGCGGGAAACGCUGGAACAUCUUUCUGUUCGUGGAUGCAAGAAUGUCUCGCUGAAAUACCAUAUUAUUCCGUACUUGAUGAUGUUCGGCCUGCAGUACGAUGUCAGCAUGGAAGAAAACAUUGGCAGUUCGCCGGCUACGAAACGCCUUGCUCUGAAAAGUCUCUACACCUAUCGAUGCCGCCACCAUAGACGACGGCCUUAUCUCUCCUCGUCCCUCACCCGAAAGGACUCAGACUCAGAACCUACUCACGAGCUGGUAAAUCUCUGCCACAAACUUGGGAUCUGGACGGACACGGCUUGGUGCUCUACCCCGGCUGGUAGGUGUUUCAGGAGGAGAGGCUACGUCGCUAUGCGGGCUCCACAGGGCUCACCUGAAGUGUGGGUAGUAUUUGAUCGGCUCUGGCGGUCGAAGAAUUGGAUCGGUCCGGUUGACGCGUCGGCCAAUCGACCAGCACAAAAGGAUGGCAAAUUGUGGGAGCACAAUGAGACUGGAUGCUUUGGUGAAGCCCUCGGCACCGGAGAGAAACGGGAUGUGAGUGAAGGGAAGACGAUGUCGACACAUCUACGCAGAAGCCAUCGACGGUUUGUCGAGAACAUUCGCUGCGACAAUUGCUGCGAGGUGAUCAAUGAGCGAUGCGAGCAGUGUAGCAUCCUGAUGCAUUGCGUUGGGUGUCGGAAGACGCUCUGCGCCAGCUGCGCAUACGAACGGCCGUACCUUCAUUCUCAACCACCUAAAUCUUCUACGACGGAGGCAUCAGACGGUCCUUUCUGGUGGGCUCCUGGCUCCACUACCUCGCCUUGUUUGAUGUAUGAUCCUGUCGAGAAUUCGCAAAACGAUACAACCGUACAGCCCAACGUCCCUGCAUCUUAUCCCACAUUGAAAUUCCACUGGUGCUGCACUGAGCCAAUAUUUUCUGGAGGUGGCGGCAUUAGCAUCGGUACACCGAAUCGAGAUGUUGACCAAGUCCGCGCGGCUCCCUUACCCCGCGGCCAGGGCUGGGAAGACUUGGAGUAUUCAGCACAGGAAUGGAGCAAGUCGUUUCCCAAGUAUGCCUAUGGAGAUCCUCGCAAGCCGGACUAUACACUUGAAGCUGGGCAUAUUGCUAUGAUGAAAUGGCUGCUGGGUCCCCCCGAUCGACAGGCUUCUUCUUGCCCGAGAAACCUUUGCAAAGAAUGCUAUGAUACCCCACAGUGGAAGGUACAUUGUAAGAGUUGCUCCAAGCCGUUGUGCAUCGAGCAUGAUCUACGUGGUCUUCGCCUAAGAAUCUGUGGAUAUCGAGAUCUCACGUUGGAAAAACUGGCAAUUCAACAAAAUCGAACCGAAUCGACAGUGGCAACAAGUUCCUCAGCACCUCCAGUCGCCGAGUCAUCUUCAACACCUUUCCCGCAUCCUGCAGCCACCGGCUUUGAUCUUCCGUAUAGAACCCAGCGGCUGAUCGAUUCCACCACGAGCAGUUUUACUGAAGACCAACCCGACGUCAACCCUCAACCUCUUGCAAGUUCCAGUGCCGGUCCAUCUCAGUCUUCCCACCGCCGCUCCCGCAGCAUGUCCGCUUCGAAUUCCAACCGAUCCGGAUCAUCAUCUCCGUCUUUCUACUCGGACUCGCCUGUAGAACAGGCUGCAAAAUGGCAAGGCUGCCAAUCCUUCUUCUGUCCACAGUAUCGUCCCCUCGGUGAUCAACGCCAGCGCUGUGGUAGUGUUCUCCGCGAAUGCACCAGCUGCUCGGUUUAUGUCUGCCAAGACUGCGUCACCGCGCAUCCACCAUGCAAAUGCUCCUACUGCGAAUCAAACUAUAUGUGUCCGAAUUGCGCCGUACUCCGUGACAGAGAUGGCACGUGUCGCCGCGCAGAAGAAGAAAAGGCCCUCCACGAACAGAAACUCCAGCGCGACUUGCAGAAGUUGGAGCGGAUCCUGGAAACAAAAGUCGCCAAUGAGGUCGCAGAAUAUGCUGGCCAGUUCUUCGACUUUAUUGAUCCUUCAAGCUCCACGGGCAUUCCAAACUCUAGUGUCGAUGCUGAUGACGGAGAGAUCGAGGAGAUUGAAGAUGUUGCUGAAGCUCAAUUGUCUUCGUCACACCAGGACACCGACAUGCAGGAGAGCUUGCAACUCCUGGUCAUCCAGACUCUGCUAGACGUCAACGAGUAA